UUUUUAGAGGGUUAACGAUAUACAAACCCUCUACAGAUUAGCUGCCAAUCAGGUUUAAUUUAGCUAACGAUUCAGUCCGAUCGAAGCGCUGAAGAAGAACACUUCUAUUCAAUUUUCUAAGCGAUAUGGCGCUCUGGCCGCUGCUUUUGAUCACUUUUGCCAUAUGGAUUCUGAUCCGCAAAUGGUCACUCCUGCGUUUGGGAACUAGUCUGCCUGGUCCUUGGGCAUUUCCACUACUGGGCAACGCCCAAAUGGUGGGUAAACUAAAACCAGAAUUUAUCUUUCUCGUUUUCACAGAGCUGCGAGAUCGUUUUGGUAGCACUUAUCGCCUCUGGUUGGGUCCUCAGCUUUGGGUAUUUCUUCAUACGGCGGAGGAGACGCGACAGGCUCUUCAUGAUCCAACGCUCCGGAAGGCGGAGACCUUUCUUCAGUUGGAACCGCUAAUAGGAAACGGACUGCUCAUCAGUCAUGGGGCUCAUUGGACCAGGCAGCGUCGACUGUUAACUCCCGCCUUUCAGCCGCAAUUGUUGCGCAGUUUUGCUCCCAAUAUAGCUGGACAUGUGGAUCGCUUGGUUAACCGUCUUGCAGCCACAAAAGGAGACUUUCUGGAGGUCACCGAUCCACUAUUUGCCUGCCUGCUAGAUGCCAUUGUGGACACCUCAAUGGGUGCCCAAUUGGACACACAGCUUGAGGAUCACUCACCCAUCAUCAAUGCAUUCCAUCUCAGCAGUAAAUUCCUAUUUAAACGCAUGAUUAAUCCGCUUCUGGCAUCUGAUUGGAUCUUUCAACGCACUCAACUUUGGCAAGAUCUUAACGAGCAACUCCAGGUGAUUCACACCCUUAUGGAGUCGGUGAUCGAGCAGCGCGCCAAUGAGCUGGAGAAGAAGGCGGAGACUCCAGGAAAAGCCAACAAUCUUCUGGAUACACUCCUAUUGGCCAGGUUUGAGGGUCAACCACUGAGUAGGAAGGAAAUUCGUGACGAAGUCAAUACGUUUGUCUUUGCGGGAGUGGAUACCACGACGGCAUCCAUGUCGUUUGUAAUUUAUGCAUUGGCCAAAUAUCCAGAAGCACAAACCCGCCUUCGGAAGGAGCUGCAGGAGCUAACGGUGGAUAGAUUCUCUGACUUGGAUGCCCUUAAUGAACUGCCCUAUCUGGAAGCUCUGGUCAAGGAGGUACUGCGGCUGUAUACCAUUGUGCCAACCACUGGACGACAGACAACGCGUUCAACGGAGAUUGGUGGACGUACCUAUUGUGCCGGCGUUACAUUGUGGAUCAAUAUGUACGGUCUGGCGCACGAUAAGCUAUACUAUCCAGAUCCUUAUACCUUCAAGCCGGAACGCUGGUUGGAGGGUGAAGACACUGCCCCACCUACCUUUAGCUAUAUUCCAUUUUCCGGUGGGCCACAUGUCUGCAUAGGAAGACGGUACUCCCUGCUCCUAAUGAAGCUGUUGACCGCUCGUCUUGUUAUGGAAUUCGAUUUAAAACUGAGUCCAGAUCAAGCUCCUCUCAAGCUGCAGGCCCAAAUGGUGUUAAAAGCCCAACAGGGCAUACAUGUAUCAUUUCUUAAAAGAUAAAAAACACUUUUAAAUAAAACGUUGCCGAGAUCGUUGAACGAGAUCGUCCCUUUA
This is a messenger RNA of Drosophila eugracilis, 1628 nucleotides long. It is a transcript of the gene Cyp311a1, whose product is annotated as probable cytochrome P450 311a1. Gene Ontology annotation, molecular function: oxidoreductase activity, acting on paired donors, with incorporation or reduction of molecular oxygen; heme binding; monooxygenase activity. NCBI's taxonomy places the organism in Eukaryota, Metazoa, Arthropoda, Insecta, Diptera, Drosophilidae. The transcript has 4 exons. The record is from RefSeq and is a predicted model, not a curated record. The coding region runs from base 126 to 1574 and encodes 482 amino acids.